AUGCAGGGCGACAAUGGAGCAGUCAACGUUGCCUCCAACAUUUCAUCACCUUCCAGCAAUGAAGUCGUGACCAACCCUGUGGAACAAAAGCUCGACUUGGCUCGCCAACUCACGGCAGCAACCAACAGUCCAGAUGGCGGUCUAAUUGCUCAGUUGACGGGCAAUCCCUUCUUCACAGCCGGCUUUGGUCUUGCAGGUCUCGGUGCUCUUGCAACUUUUGGCCAAAGAGGCUUGCGACAAGGCGCGGGCCUUCUCCGUCGCCGACUCCUUGUUGAUGUCGAGAUCAGCGUUCGCGAUGAUUCCUACCCCUGGUUCUUAUACUGGAUGACCCUCCACGAGCGCGGAAGAUUACUAGCAGGAAGAGGACAGCAACUAGCACAGAAGCAGCCAGGCAGAUUUGAGUCUCUUCUCCAACGACUUACACCCGGUAUGCGCCACUUGGCAAUUGAGACUGAAAAGAAGGAACUACCCAAUGGCGCAAUUCACACGAAUUUCGUCCUUAUCCCUGGACCUGGACGACACGUUAUACGCUACAGAAAUGCCUGGAUCUGGGUGAAUCGUCAACGUGAGUCGAAACAAUUCUCCAUGGAUGGAAAACCUUGGGAGACAAUCACCCUUACAACCCUCUAUUCGCAACGUCAUGUCUUUGAGUCCUUGUUCAAAGAGGCUCAUGACAUUGCAACUCAGUCUGUCGAGGGAAAGACCGUGAUAUACACUGCCUGGGGGACAAAAUGGGACAAAUUUGGCAAUCCCAGAAGCAAGCGGCCGCUUGACUCGGUCAUCUUGGACAAGGGUGUCAAGGAGAGAAUAGUGAAUGACGUCCAAGACUUUUUCUCUUCUUCCAAGUGGUACUAUGAGCGAGGCAUCCCUUACCGGCGAGGCUAUCUUCUGUAUGGGCCUCCAGGUACCGGAAAAUCCUCCUUUAUCCAAGCAUUGGCUGGACAUCUCAAUUACGAUAUCGCAAUGCUUAAUUUAAGCGAACGUGGUUUGACAGAUGAUCGCCUAAACCAUCUACUCACAGUCAUCCCUCAACGAACCCUAGUCCUUUUGGAGGAUGUCGAUGCAGCUUUCUCAAAUCGUCGUCAAGUUGAAACCGAUGGCUAUCAGGGUGCCAAUGUCACCUUCUCCGGCUUGCUCAAUGCCCUGGACGGAGUUGGUAGCGCAGAGGAACGUGUCAUUUUCUUGACCACAAAUCAUGUUGAGCGCUUGGAUGAGGCCUUGGUUCGACCUGGAAGAGUCGACAUGACGGUUCGGCUCGCUGAAGCCACAGUUUACCAGAUCGAGCAACUCUGGGAGCGUUUUUAUGGUGAAAUCGACACCGAUCAUACACUCAAGAGGGGAUUUCUUUCCAAACUUCGCGAGCUUCGAGUUCUGGAGCCUCUCACGCAGACUGCCAAUGCUGAAGUCAGCCGGACAAGUAUGGCUGCUCUACAAGGACUCUUUCUGUUCAACAAAGGCAACCCACAAGGUGCAAUUGAUAUGGCAUGGCAAUUAGCACCAGGUGAAGUACCAAGUGCAAUUUCGAAAUCACAAUCUGGAGUCUCUACCUGA
Messenger RNA from Exophiala bonariae, 1551 nucleotides. RefSeq lists its product as uncharacterized. Bases 1 to 1551 code for a protein of 516 amino acids. The record is from RefSeq and is a predicted model, not a curated record. NCBI's taxonomy places the organism in Eukaryota, Fungi, Ascomycota, Eurotiomycetes, Chaetothyriales, Herpotrichiellaceae. Gene Ontology annotation, molecular function: ATP binding; ATP hydrolysis activity. Gene Ontology annotation, cellular component: mitochondrial inner membrane. The transcript is spliced from 2 exons. Gene Ontology annotation, biological process: mitochondrial respiratory chain complex III assembly; protein insertion into mitochondrial inner membrane from matrix.